Messenger RNA from Strongylocentrotus purpuratus (purple sea urchin), 2533 nucleotides. Its product is annotated as alpha-N-acetylglucosaminidase. The record is from RefSeq and is a predicted model, not a curated record. The transcript is spliced from 19 exons. The coding region runs from base 111 to 2492 and encodes 793 amino acids. Lineage: Eukaryota; Metazoa; Echinodermata; Echinoidea; Camarodonta; Strongylocentrotidae.
AAGGUGUUAAGGAAGCACGAGCUGAUAAAGUAGACAACUCCCAUUCCCGCGAUUAAAUUUUCUGCCCGUACCAAGUUGUCAUAAUUUUCUUCUGGCUUAGCAGGACCUGGAUGAAUCGUCCAAAGAUGGUGCCGAACUGGUGUAUAGUUGCAUUCAUCACUGCACUUACACUUGGACAUGCAUCUGCAAAUGGGUUUGAAAAUGAGCUGAAACACCUGAAACCUCAGGCCAGUGCUUCAACGCAAACGUCUGCAGCGCAGGAAGUUAUUAAGAGACUUCUUCCAACAAGAUACCAGAAUUUCAAAGUUGUUGUUAACCCAGCUCCCAGUGGUGAUAACCUCGAUACUUUUGAGAUUUCUGCAGAUGGGACCACUGUUAACGUGACUGGUACUACCGGAGUAGCUGCAGUAUGGGGUGUCCAGCAUUACCUGGUACAUUACUGUAACUGCCACAUCUCGUGGAAUGGGGACCAACUUUACCUACCUCCAGAUGGGCAAUGGCCUGUGAUACAUCCCCCGCUAAAGGUUACCAGUCCAAAUAGAUUUCGCUUCUAUCAGAAUGUCUGCACUGCCAGCUACACGUUUGCUUGGUGGGAUUGGGAGCGUUGGGAGAGGCACAUUGACUGGAUGGCCCUGAGUGGCAUCAACCUUCCACUAGCGUUCAACGGUCAGGAGGCUAUCUGGCAGAAGGUCUACCUAAAGAUGGGCUUGGAACAGGAGGACCUGGACAAACACUUUGGUGGACCAGCAUUCCUGGCAUGGGCUCGCAUGGGUAACAUUGAUGGGUGGGGCGGACCCCUACCCCAAUCUUGGCACACCAAUCAGCUGGCUCUCCAACACCAGAUACUGAAGAGGAUGAGGGACUUGGGAAUGAUACCUGUACUACCUGCCUUUGCUGGACAUGUCCCAAAAUCUUUUUCAAAAGUUUUCCCAAAUGCAUCUAUUUCAAAUCUUGGUGAUUGGGGACGUUUUGGUCCGGAAUACUGCUGCACAUCUUUACUGGAUCCCCAGGACCCAAUGUUCAAGCAAGUCGGAAAGGCAUUUAUUGAUGCUAUGUCUGAGGAGUUUAAUGGUACCGAUCAUAUAUACAGCGCAGACACCUUCAAUGAGAACAAACCCAAAUCAAGAGACUCUGCUUACCUCUCAGCUGCCAGCAAGGGGGUUUAUCAGGGUAUCAUCGAGGGGGAUCCGAAAGGGGUGUGGCUCAUGAUGGGGUGGCUAUUUCAGGACACAGGAUUCUGGGGCCCCACCCAAAUCAAGGCUCUCCUGCAAGGUGUUCCGAUUGGUCGUAUGAUAGUCCUGGAUCUCUAUGCAGAGGCUCGUCCCUUCUACAAGACCACAUACUCUUUCUACGGCCAGCCUUUCAUAUGGUGCAUGCUCCACAACUUUGGAGGAAACACUGGGCUCUAUGGCAAGCUGGAUGCUGUUAACCAGGGCCCGUUUGAAGCCAGAAAUUAUGACAACAGCACUAUGAUUGGCAUGGGAACGACACCAGAGGGCAUUUUUCAAAAUUACGUCAUGUACAACUUCCUGACUGACAUGACCUGGAGGUCGGGUAGCACCAACGUCUCGAAAUGGAUUGAGCAGUAUGCUGGCAGACGUUAUUCCAAUGACCCGAACAAGAGUGAGGAAGCUACCGAGGCCUGGGUUAUCCUUAAAGAAACCGUUUACAACAACACGGGUACUUUACAAGAUCAUCAGUAUGCAGUGCCUGUCAGGAGACCUUCAAAUAUCAUGACAUCACCGGUUUGGUAUGAUUACACCAAGGUUGCCAAGGCAUGGGAAUUUCUUCUCGAAGCAUCGACUAAAUUAGGAACAAGUCCUGUGUUCAGAUAUGAUUUAGUGGACGUGACAAGAAAUGUUCUACAAGACCUGGCUUUUGACUUCCAGCAGAAGCUUAUGGUGUCCUUCCGUAUCCGGAAUGCUGGAGCUGUCGGAGGUAAUGGCACUUUACUAUGCAACCUGAUUCUUGAUAUGGAUAACAUCACUUCCUCUCAUGAGGACUGGUUGCUAGGUACAUGGCUGGAAGAUGCUAAGUCCUUAGCAACUAAUAAUGACGAAGAAUCAUUGUAUGAAUACAAUGCGAAAAAUCAAAUCACCAUCUGGGGGCCUAAAGAAGAAAUUCUAGACUAUGCAAAUAAGCAAUGGGGAGGACUACUUCGGACGUAUUAUCAUCGUCGCUGGCAACUCUAUGUGCAGUACCUUGAGGAAUGCAUACAAAGUCAUCAGCCUUAUGACCAAAACACGUUUAACGUGAGAUCUUUUGUUGCGGAGAGCGAGUGGACCCACAGCAAAGAGAAAUUUCCAACCGAACCCGUUGGGGAUACGAUGGCGAUAUCCAAAGCCCUCUACGUCAAGUAUGAGCCCUUCAUUAAGGAGGCUCGAACAUUUGGUAGGGCUGAGAAGAGGAUGAAGAAUGGAAGGAAGCAUAGUGCCACCCAAGAGAGGUUACCUUACUCUUACAUGUACCACGGAGGCAGAGAGAGGCAGUAGGGAUUUUAAAGGGAAUUCCGACCCCAAUAGGAAACUACUCU